AUGCGCGGGAAGUUAGGAGCCGAGAAGGUGGACCAUCACGGACCAGGGGAUCUGGGGCAGAAGGGUCCUUGGUUUGUUAAAUGCAUCGGCAAUCCCCACAGCGCCGCCCACACUCGCAAGGCCUCUUGCCAGGUCUCCUUGCUGUCCAACCUCGUCGUCCCCUGA
Molecule: messenger RNA, 165 nt
Organism: Verticillium alfalfae VaMs.102
Lineage: Eukaryota; Fungi; Ascomycota; Sordariomycetes; Glomerellales; Plectosphaerellaceae
Exons: 1
Coding region: 1-165 (54 amino acids)
Source: RefSeq, a predicted model, not a curated record